AGUUAGGCAAAAAUGAGGCACAAGUUUAUCGUGUAUUGAGUUUUUUUGCUAUUUAUUUAGUGUUUGUUUUGUUUUGAGUGAAACUUUUGUUUUGUUUGAGUUUUUGUGAGUUUUUUUUGGUUCACUAAUUGGUCGCCGACUAACCGAUGGCCGGCUUUGAGGGCAAAAACUUUUACUUUGAUUUACAAAACUCGCCAUUAAUUGCCAAACAAUUGUCUCAAUCCAUCACUCAAUUGGGAGGGGAAAUCAAAGAGUUUCUCGACCAACGAGUGAAGUAUAUAAUCACUUCGCGACCCAAAGACCAGUGGCCGCCGAAGAAGACAACGCCAGUGAUUCAGGACAAGUCCCGGCACCAGUUGGAAGCGCUCAAAGAGCAGACCAUUCAGUCGCCAAUCAAUUUGAACAAGAAUUCAAGUUUUUCGAGGGGAUCGUUGCUGUUGUCUCGCAUUCGGGCCAAUACUGUGGCCAAUGAGUCGAAACCGGUAGUCCUGCCGACCGACGUCUUAGAGAGGGGUCGGCUCUGGAAUAUACAGAUACUGAACGCCUUGGAUGUGCUCGAGUUCUGCAAAAAGCAUUUGAGUCCACGAGUGGUCAGCGAAUGUGCCGUCAAUUCAAUACAAACCCGACGACUGAAGGGACCGCACCUGAAGGUGGAGGACAAUCGCCUCCAACACCGACCCCUCUAUAAGGAGUUCUACGAGUGGCCGACCAUUAACUUUGAAUUCCAAGAACUCUUGUGUCCAUUCGUUAAGAAAAAAGUGCAAAAUCGCGACAAACCUGUGGAACCGAUUGAGUCGCUCGAAGGGCUGGCCGUCAAGCGGUUUGAGGCCAACAAUAAGACGCCGAACGCCAAGAAUGCGGACAAUAAGUGUUUGAAUGAAAACAAUAACAUAAAUAACACCAACAAUAAGAGUCAUAAAAGUAAGACAAAGAGUCCGAAGUGUGUGACGAAGAGUCCGCCGAAGACACCGCCGAAAGACGUGACACUAAUUAAGAAGAAUCUAAUCAAAAGGCGCCGAACGCCCGCCUAUUGUGAGAUCUGUGGCGUUGAGUUCGACGACUUGGCAGAGCACCUGAAGAGCGAAGACCACGAGUCGUACUCCAGAAACGACGACAACUACAAAGAGCUUCGAGGAGUGAUUCAGUCGUUGCAGCCGUUUCUCGAGACCUCGAGUUCCGCCAAAUGUGUUAACUUUGACAGCGAUUGCAGCGACGAUACCGACUGCGACGACAACGACGACCACCCGAUCCAACACUCGGACGGCGACCUCCCGUGCAGUCCAUUCCAGUCGACGCCCAACAUGUCGACCACCAUUCAGUUGUGCGGCUCUAAACAUAAGUCCCAUUUCCUGCCCAUUCAUGAUCUCGUCGGCAAUCACUCGCCUCUUGAGCUCAUCGAAGCCGAUGAACACCCGGUGGUGGCGGAGGAGGAGCUCCACGACGGCCACCACUGCCGGCGCUCGUCCGACACCGAGUUAGAGGUCAUACCGGCGUCCAUAUCGUCGCCCAAAUGCCCACUAAAACAGACUCUUAAUUACGACAAGUGUUUGUCAAGUGAUUCAACACUGAAUGCCAUAUCAGAAGAGUUAUGAUUAUAAUCUAGUUUUAAGUCAAUUCGUGUUUAUAAUAAUUAAUUUUUAUAAUUAGUAUUAGAUUUUGAAUCUAAACAAGAG
Medioppia subpectinata is the source of this 1673-nucleotide messenger RNA. Lineage: Eukaryota; Metazoa; Arthropoda; Arachnida; Sarcoptiformes; Oppiidae. The record is from the annotation of a GenBank genome assembly.